AUGUCCAAGCCGAUCCCACAAGCCUGGCACAGAGGCUCCGGGCUCUACGACAGCCCCUCGUACACCCCCAACGAGUUCCCCAACGGCGUCGAGACCCCGAUGGCCACCAGCGACAACGAAGAUGGCAUGGCCUACCUCCGAUCCAUGAGCUACGUGCACACUUCGGGCCGCUUCAGCUCGUACUCGUCGCUCAACAACAACAACGACGACUCGCGCAGAGGCUCGGCGCACAACACGCUCGUCAAUGCAUCCGCCGCCGCUACGGACUAUGCUUCGUCCGAUACAGACUCGCACAAGAACGCCAAGUUUGACUCGGCGGUGCGCAAGAGCCCGCUGCGUGCCAGCAACCCGUGGGAAGCACAGGCCGAGUACGGCGGCAUGGUCCCAGAGAUGAACCCGGAGGCCGUGCGAAAGAUGAAGUACGGCCGGUUGAGGUACAUUGACGGACUGCGGUUCGUGGCUGCCAUUGUGGUGCUUACUUCGACGGUGAUUGGCCACCACACCCAGACGUGGUCGGCGGGGAAGAGCAUCUUGUACCCGUUCAACUCGAACUUUGCCCUCACCCUCUUCCUGGCGCUGCAAGGGCGUGCGCUCACGCUGCCAUGGCUGGUCAGCCGGAAGGACGCUAUUUCGAGCUUCAAGGAGGCCGCUGCCAAGGUCAAGGCGGCCAAAGCGGCCAAGGCGGCUGCGCCCGCCAAGACUCUGGACGAGAAGGCUGCGCCUCCUGCUGCGGUGACGCCCAACAGCGAGACGAGCUCCAAGAACGAGAUCAACAAGCCGGACUUCAAGCUGUACGGCAUGGCCAUGAUCUCGAGGCCGUUCCGCUUCCUGCUUCCUGUUCUUUUCGUGACCGGUGUGCAGUACGGCGUCUGCAAGGCGACAGGACUGUACCCGCAGAACCCAAACUUUGAAACGCUCAUCGGCCAGCGACCCGGGUGGUGCUUUGCCAACGCAACGCAGUGGAUCAUCACGGCAACGGACCUGUUCACCUCGGAGGACCGACCCACGGAGCUGCUCAACGCGGCGGGUCCGAUAUUCUACCUGCCCUGGUUCUUCCAGAACAGCUACUACCUCUAUGGCGUCACGAUGAUCGUGAGCAUCCUGCAGCGCGACACGCGUGUGAUGUUCUUGAUUGUCAUGGGACUGCUCAACUGGUGCACGCUUUCGUACCUUGCACCGGCGCUUUUGGGGCUUUUGGUUGCCGAGCUUGAUGUGUCGGGCCACUUUGCGAAGGUGCGCAAGCAUAGGGCGGUGUGCUGGGGCGUGCAGCUCUUGUGUGCGGUGUUGUUCUUGCUGUUUUUGCUGGUGCCUCAGAUUAGGGAUCCGGUCAACAGCGGGUUGAGCCACUUGCAGGUGCUUCGGCCCACGACGCGCAACGGGGCCAACAUUUACUCGGUGAUCAAGUUUACCGAUGUCAUCUGUGCGACGCUUUUGCUGGUCAUGCUCGAGCUGUCGCGCUUCUCGCAGCGUGUGCUCUCGUUGGCGCCUAUUUCGAUGAUGGGUCAGCAGAUUGGCGCGGCGAUUGUGGCAGUGCAUGCGAUUGUGCUGUGGUCGAUCAUGCCCAAGAUCUUCCCGAUGACGGCGGACAAUUCGGUCACGUCUGGUGCGGCGACGAAUUUGGCGGGGAUCUGGGCGUUGACCUUGAUCAUCACGUUGGCGCUCUCGACGGUGUUCCGCGUGGCGAUCGAGAUUCCGAGUGAGUUGCUGGGGCGGGCGACGCUCAUCUUUUUCUACGGCCAGGUCGACAUGCAGAGCCUCUCGACCGUGUCGCAGAAGCAUGUCGAGAAGGCGCGCAACUCGGGCUACUUGAUGCCACUGCCGAGUCUGGGCAACCCAAUGGCUAAGUUGGGCUUGACCAAGGUGCCUUGGUAG
This is a messenger RNA of Sporisorium graminicola, 1872 nucleotides long. RefSeq lists its product as uncharacterized. Gene Ontology annotation, cellular component: cytoplasm. The transcript has a single exon. NCBI's taxonomy places the organism in Eukaryota, Fungi, Basidiomycota, Ustilaginomycetes, Ustilaginales, Ustilaginaceae. Gene Ontology annotation, molecular function: beta-1,4-mannosyltransferase activity. The coding region runs from base 1 to 1872 and encodes 623 amino acids. The record is from RefSeq and is a predicted model, not a curated record.